AUGUUUGCUAGAAUCUCUGCUGCCAGAGCCGCCACCAGAUCCCUCAGAUCCUACGCCACCAACGUCGCCGAAUUUUCCGGUGUCAAGAACGCCCAGGGCCAGUACACUGUCACCUUGAUCGAGGGUGACGGUAUCGGUGUGGAGAUUUCCCAGGCCGUUAAGGAUAUUUACAGUGCUGCCAAGAUCCCAAUCACCUGGGAGCCAGUCGAUGUUACCCCAACGUUGAUCAACGGUAGAACCACCCUUCCACAGGAGGCCGUCGACUCCGUCAACAAGAACAAGGUUGCCCUCAAGGGUCCAUUGGCCACUCCUGUCGGGAAGGGUCACCAGUCCAUGAACUUGACCUUGAGAAGAACCUUCAACCUUUUCGCCAACGUCCGUCCAUGCAAGUCCAUCGUCGGCUACGCUACCCCAUACGAGGACGUGGACACUGUCUUGAUCCGUGAGAACACCGAAGGUGAAUACUCCGGGAUCGAGCACACCAUUGUCCCAGGCGUUGUUCAGUCUAUCAAGUUAAUUACCAGACCAGCUUCCGAAAGAGUCAUCAGAUACGCUUUUGAACACGCCAAGAACAUCAACCGUCCACAUGUCGUUGUUGUCCACAAGGCCUCCAUCCAGAAGUUGUCUGACGGUUUGUUCGUUGAAGUUGCCAACGAAGUGGCCAAGGAAUACCCGGGUAUCAAGGUUUCCUUCGAGUUGCUCGACAACACCUGCUUGAAGUUGACCGCCGACCCAGCCGACUACAAGGACGUUGUCAUGGUUAUGCCAAACUUGUACGGUGACAUUCUCUCCGAUUUGUCUUCUGGGUUGAUCGGUGGUUUGGGUUUGACCCCAUCCGGUAACAUGGGUGACACCGUCUCCAUCUUCGAAGCCGUCCACGGUUCUGCUCCAGACAUUGCCGGUAAGGGUCUUGCCAACCCAACCGCCUUGUUGUUGUCUUCUUGUAUGAUGUUGAGACACAUGCACUUGAACGCCGAUGCCGACAAGAUCGAGAAUGCCGUCUUGAAGACCAUUGCCUCCGGUGCCGAAAACAGAACCGGUGACUUGCACGGGUCCGCCUCCACCUCCCACUUCGCCUCUGAAGUCAUCAAGAACUUGUAA
Molecule: messenger RNA, 1101 nt
Organism: Babjeviella inositovora NRRL Y-12698
Lineage: Eukaryota; Fungi; Ascomycota; Pichiomycetes; Serinales
Gene: IDH2
Product: isocitrate dehydrogenase (NAD(+))
Exons: 1
Coding region: 1-1101 (366 amino acids)
Biological process (GO): isocitrate metabolic process; tricarboxylic acid cycle
Cellular component (GO): mitochondrion
Molecular function (GO): magnesium ion binding; isocitrate dehydrogenase (NAD+) activity; NAD binding
Source: RefSeq, a predicted model, not a curated record